This is a messenger RNA of Melanaphis sacchari, 1380 nucleotides long. RefSeq names its product glycine-rich protein 1-like. The record is from RefSeq and is a predicted model, not a curated record. Lineage: Eukaryota; Metazoa; Arthropoda; Insecta; Hemiptera; Aphididae. The transcript has 6 exons. The coding region runs from base 173 to 937 and encodes 254 amino acids.
GGCGUUCAGUAGCGGUAGUGCAGCGACAUCGACCGAUACUAUUUUCCCAGAGAGAAAUUUCCUGAACACGACGCUAUACCGUCGUAUACACACAUAGUCUCUCCGCGUCAAGCCAACUACAAAGAUUUUCUUAUACAAUUACACACGCUAUAAAUUCACAACUUUUGCAAAGAUGUCUCAUACCAAUAAUUUCAAAACAAUGUUGACCAUUGCUGUGGUUGUCGGAGCAGCGCUUGCUGCUCCUAGUACAGACAAAUCUGAACAGAGUAACGAAAUCAUUCAAUCCGGAUCAUUCAUUAAAAAGAAUGGUGACUCUGUAUCUGCAUCGUGGGGAGGUUUCCAAGCGUCUGCUGCUCUGGGCGACGAUGGUAGUGUUGUAGCUUCCGCCGGCGGAAACGGUCUUGGCGCCAGUUCCGGAUAUGGUACAGGAGGUGCUGGAGCCGGAGCCGGUGUCGGAUUCAUCGGCGCUAGCGACUUUGCGUCGACCGGAGUGCCAAUGAAGCCAGCUGUCGGAGGAUACGGUAACAGCGGAAAACCUGAUGCACAUUACACAGGAGUUGGAGCCGUUGCCGGCAGUAACGGAGGCGGUUUCUUCGACAGAAUUUUCGCCAUUCCCAUCAAUGUGUUGCAGUCAGUCAAUACGUACUUAAACCAGAAACAAAUGCAUCAAGGACAACCAGGUGCCGUUCACGUCCAACAUCAUACGAGUAGCAACGGUGCUGCCGCCUCCGCAUCCGCAUCCGCUGUAUCUGGCAGUGCUGACAAAGUCCCGGCAGCGGCUUUUGCCGGUGCGGAUUACGGACACGAGUCUGCCGGAGCCUCCGUUAACGGAAAAACCGGAUCUCCGAUGAUGGUACAUACAAAAACAAAUUACGAUGAAAUAUUCAACAUCCCGAUCACUGCAUUGAGAUCCGUCCAGAACCUGUUGAACGGUUAACUCGUCGCAGUGACCAAAUGUCGAUGGUGGUGGUUGGAAGAAUGUUGAAGAAUUUAACAUAGUUCUGACUGCGUCGUGUACAACAGCGAUGUCCACUGAAGUCGGCGCUCAACGACGCAACCCCACAUACAUACACACACACACACACCCACACGCAGUCUUCAUCGUUAUGUAGCAUUAUAAUUUGUAAUAUUAUUCAUUACAGUAGAGUGUAACGUGUAGUCUAUAUGUAGCUUUGUGCUGUGCUUACAUACUGUUUUUAUAUUUAUUAUCAUUUUUAUACUUCUUUUCAUUUUUUAUUUAGUAUGCAAUAAUACGAGUAUACCUAUCAUAUUAUUAUAUUCGUAUUUACCUGUGUAGUGAUUUCUUUUAAACGUUAGACUUCUGUGUAAUACGCGUUAAUAGACGUGUCUUGUGUUAAAUAAAUCACGCCAUAUAUUAUA